Molecule: messenger RNA, 1675 nt
Organism: Varanus komodoensis (Komodo dragon)
Lineage: Eukaryota; Metazoa; Chordata; Lepidosauria; Squamata; Varanidae
Gene: DDOST
Product: dolichyl-diphosphooligosaccharide--protein glycosyltransferase non-catalytic subunit
Exons: 11
Coding region: 15-1385 (456 amino acids)
Cellular component (GO): oligosaccharyltransferase complex; endoplasmic reticulum membrane
Source: RefSeq, a predicted model, not a curated record
CGGAGAGAAGGAAGAUGGCGGCGGCGUGCGGUGGGCUCCGGCUGCGGCGGUGGCGGCGCCCCGGAGGGAUGGUGGCGGCAGCCGUGGCCGUGCUGGCGGCGGCCCUGCUCCCCUGGGCCCACGCCGCAGCCGCUGGCGGCGGUGGGUCCCGCACGCUGGUGCUGCUGGAGAAUAUGAACCUGAAGGACACGCACUCGCUCUUCAUGCGCAGCCUGGCAGACCGGGGCUUUGAUCUAACCUUCAGGACUGCUGAUGACCCAGGACUGUCUCUCAUUAAAUAUGGAGAGUUCCUGUACGAUAAUCUCAUCAUAUUUUCUCCAUCUGUAGAAGAUUUUGGAGGCAACAUCAAUGUCGAGACGAUUGCUGCUUUCAUCGAUGGAGGGGGAAGCGUCCUGGUGGCGGCCAGCUCAGAUAUAGGUGACCCGAUCCGAGAGCUGGGUAGCGAAUGCGGAAUCGAGUUUGACGAAGAGAAGACAGCCGUCCUUGACCACCACAACUAUGAUGCCUCGGACCUGGGCCAGCACACGCUCAUCGUGGCGGAGUCUGAGAAUCUCCUGAAGGCGCCCACCAUUGUGGGGAAGAAGCCGCUGAACCCCAUACUCUUCAGGGGGGUCGGGAUGGUGGCUGACCCUGACAAUCCUCUCGUCCUGGAUAUCUUGACGGGCUCCUCUACGUCUUACUCCUUCUUUCCUGAUAAACCCAUCACACAGUACCCUCACGCUGUUGGAAAGAACACGCUCCUGAUCGCAGGCCUGCAGGCCCGCAAUAACGCCCGUGUCGUCUUCAGCGGCUCCCUGGAUUUCUUCAGCGACGCCUUCUUCAACUCGGCUGUGCAGAAAGCAACCCCUGGCUCCAAGAAGUACCCCAAAACGGGGAAUUACGAGCUGGCGCUGGCCUUGUCCCGCUGGGUGUUCAAGGAGGAAGGCGUUCUGCGUGUGGGCGAGGUGUCUCACCAUCGCGUAGGGGAGACGGCACCGCCGAGCGCGUACACCGUCACCGACCUAGUGGAGUACAGCGUUGUAAUUGAAAAGCUCUCGGAUGGGAAGUGGGUCCCCUUUGAUGGAGAUGAUAUCCAGCUCGAGUUUGUCCGCAUUGACCCAUUUGUGAGGACUUUUCUCAAGCGGAAUGGAGGGAAGUACAGUGUCCAGUUCAAGCUGCCAGACGUCUACGGCGUGUUCCAGUUCAAAGUGGAUUACAACCGGCUGGGCUACACCCACCUGUACUCCUCUACGCAGGUGUCCGUGCGUCCCCUGCAGCACACGCAGUACGAGCGCUUCAUUCCCUCGGCGUACCCCUACUAUGCCAGCGCCUUCUCCAUGAUGGUCGGCCUCUUCCUGUUCAGCGUCGUCUUCCUGCACAUGAAAGAGAAGGAGAAGUCUGACUGACCAUCUGCCAAGAGCCGGGGCCAAGAACGGGGGCCCCCUCGUCCAGGGCACGAGCCCCGAGCCGUAUUGGGGUGCGGAAACUCCCGGGGACUGGCGUCCUCGGGAUCUCGAGACCAAAAGCGGGUAUUUGAGGUUGUGGGCAGAAGAUACCUCAAGGAAAGUGAUCGGCUCCUCCAUGAACUCUGUGGAACGCAUGUGCCCCGUCAACAUUUCCCAAGCAUUUUUGCCACCAGGGUCUUUGUUUCCAGAUCGCUGUUUUCCUAAAUAAAGAGGCAAUUCUCUCCUCCCUC